GUGUGGAGGUGUUUUUGGUAUAACUGUCAUUGCAGACGACGUCUUCGUUGCACCGUGGAAAUCUAUCUUUCAUUCCUGAUUCGAAAGACACGAGUAAAGAAGAGUAAAACUAAACAAGACUGAAACUGCCGAACAGCAAGGGAAAAAGUACAAACGAAGGAGCACCACAUGUAGGCCUAUCCAUGGACCGACUCAUCGCGCCCAUAUUUAACAUCACAAAGAGACCUCGACAGGCACUAGUUUCAGACCCCUUCGACAGUCAAUCAACAGCUUUAAGUAUCAGCAAUGGUCCCACUGCCACACACACUGGACCCAUGCAUAGGACACAGCCUGGAUCAUGGAACCAGGGCAGGACAAACCCCUCUAUGAUGACUGCUCUUCUCCCACCCAAACCCUCUUUACCCCAAUACCAGUCAAAGAAGAUGGCUAAGGCAGGGUCCAACCUGCACGUCACACAGAACCAGAGCUAUUCCAAGGCAGCUCCACCCACAAGAAAAGUAACAGUUACUGGUGGUCAGAUAAGAGCAUUAUCAGCAGGUCAAACAAACUUUCAAAGCAGCAACAUGAAUAAUACAAGGCAAGGAACCUCCCAGCCUCAAGCAUCUAGUUUUCCGGGGUUUCAAGGAAACAAAACCAGCAGCUUCAACCAGAAAAGACAGUAUCAGCAAUCUGGUCAAGACUGGCCCAACAGGACGACAUCCCACACUGCACAAAUGGGGCUAUCCACCAUGUCCAGUGUGAAUCAGCUCAGCCAUGUCAGUCAGGUCAGCAGUGCAAGAUCUUCUUUUCCGUCCCAGCAGAAGUUUAGCACACAGGCUUUUAACAGAAGUCAGAUACAAAGCCAAUCUCAGAACUCCAAUAUCACAAGGUGUUCAAGUCCACAGCCAUCUACAAGCUAUGCCACUUCUUUGACAAGCAAACAGAAGGCAUAUCAUAACAACAAACAGGACAUUGACAAAUCUCUGAGGGUGCUGACUGGCACAGCUCUAUCCUCAGGCAGUGGGGCAACUCACCACAUUCAGUACCUGUCAUGUUUGAGAUCCAUGGUACUUUAAAUGCUGCAGUCACAGCCAAUGCUGUAAUGCAGGGGAAGGAAUUCCUGCUUCGAGAUGAAACUGGCAGUAUACCAUGUGUUUUCUUUGAAAUUGAUAGGAGACUGCCACUAAUGAUCAGAGGACAUUGGUAUAGUGGUUCCUGUGCUCUCCAGCAAGAGACUUGAACAACUUAGCCACCAAGUGUCUUGAUAAUAAGCAAAUGCAUGGGUACAUUUGACCGCAAGCUGGGGAUGUUCAAGUGUGUCUCUGUUAGAGGAUCAAACCUUCCAGAACGCAAUCUGGCUAAACUGAUGUUGCCACUGUCAGAGGAAACAAUGAAGGCGCUGGUCAGAGACUUGAGAGAAACCUAGUGAUCCUACUUACACUGUAGUACAUUAUAGACAGUAAUAAAGUUGUUUUUAUCUGGAUUUAGGGCACCAAAAGUAUUAUACUGCAUCAGAAACUGUGAUAAUCCUAUUUGCCAGUACUCACUGUAAAACAUUGAAGCUUAUCCUGAGAAUACAUGUAAUGUUUGACAAAGAAAGCUAAACCAUUGUUGUUUGUAUAUACAUGUACAUGUGAUUUCUCGUGUAUUGUUAUCUUGUAAAGUAAUAAAUAAGCUCAGAGU
Liolophura sinensis is the source of this 1662-nucleotide messenger RNA. RefSeq lists its product as uncharacterized. Lineage: Eukaryota; Metazoa; Mollusca; Polyplacophora; Chitonida; Chitonidae. The transcript has 10 exons. Bases 183 to 1055 code for a protein of 290 amino acids. The record is from RefSeq and is a predicted model, not a curated record.